Messenger RNA from Gadus morhua (Atlantic cod), 3187 nucleotides. RefSeq names its product tubby protein. NCBI's taxonomy places the organism in Eukaryota, Metazoa, Chordata, Actinopteri, Gadiformes, Gadidae. The coding region runs from base 168 to 1847 and encodes 559 amino acids. Gene Ontology annotation, biological process: protein localization to cilium. The transcript is spliced from 12 exons. The record is from RefSeq and is a predicted model, not a curated record. Gene Ontology annotation, cellular component: cilium.
GGCGAGGGGCACACAGCGUCUUGUUCAGGAGCAGACACCGUCAUAUCAACGUAUCUGUGGCCUGAGAACACGACUGAUUCAACCCCAGGACUUCUUUAUGGACCAGGAGAUCCCUUUAGCCCCUUAUUGGAGACCAGGAGACAUUGUCAUUGACUCUAAUCCAAGCCAUGGAGGAGCCCGGGAUCCGGAGCCAGAAGCUGGACAACCAGCGGUCGGUCCUGAUUAAGAAGCAGCAGAAGAAGCGGGCCGACGCCCAGAUGGUGAAGGCCAAUAGCGACACUCGACCCAAGAACCGCAAACACAAGCCCCGCCCCUCGGAUGACACAGCACUGCUGAUCAGCCAAUCACAGAGCAACACUUCACUGAGUGAAGACUUCCAGGUGGAGCACGCCCACGACAACCCGCUGGAGGAGAUCCUCCUGGGGGCCCGUGGCGUCACCACCACCAUGACCGCCGACGAGGGCCCCCUGGAGAGGGCCCCGGAGAGGCCCCCCUGCGCCCCCGGGACCUGGACCCUGGAGGGGCGCCGGGAGGCGGGGCCUCAGCAGGAGGGGGAGGAGGACGGAGGGCGGGAGGAGGAGAUAAACACCAAGAAGAAAGCCGGGAAGAAAGCCAAAGGGUUGCAGCCAAGCGAGAUAGAAGAGAGAGAGAAGAACAAGAGGAAGGAGAAGAAGAGCAAGAAGAAGGAGACGGAGGGCCGAGGAGCAACCUUUGACCCCGAGCAGGAAGGCAAAGAGCCCACGAGGGGAGAAGAGAAGGAACUCUUGGAGCCCCUAGACACCGCGACGGAUUCUGGGGUGGGAUUUGCGACUGCCGCAGACGACAAAACGAGUGACAGUGAAGAGAAGAGCUGCCCGCCCGCCCCACGGAAGAAACAGCAGCUCUCCACAUCCAGGUGCCAAAUAAGCGACGACAAGAGUGAUGACCAAGCAGAGGUUCCUGAGGGAGAAAGAACUCUGAAGAAGAAGAAAAAAGAAGAAAAGAAGAAAAGUCUGGCCUUGCUGAACUCCAAUCCCAGGGGGGGGUCGUGGGCGUCCGGCUCCGUGGAGAGGUGCACCUCCCCCGUCUCCCAGGAGGACCUGCUGGGGUUCGCCCUGAACCCGGCCCCCAGGGAGCAGACCCUGCAGUGCCGGAUAACCAGGGACCGGAGGGGCGUGGAGAAGGGCAUGUACCCCACCUACUACCUGCACCUGGAGAAGGAGGACGGCAAGCGGGUGUUUCUGAUGGCUGGCAGGAAGAGGAAGAAAUGCAAGACAUCCAACUACCUCAUCUCCAUCGACCCCACGGACCUGUCUAGAGAGACCCACAGCUACAUCGGAAAACUCAGGUCCAACAUUCUGGGCACAAGGUUCAGCGUCUACGACGGAGGGGAGAACCCGGAGAAGAAGCCCUUCGUCAAGGAGUGUGAAUCGGUUCGGCAAGAGCUAGCAGCCGUUUGCUACGAGAAGAACGUUCUCGGCUUAAAGGGUCCCAGGAAAAUGACGGUCAUCAUUCCUGGCAUGCUGGCAAACGACGAGCGAGCGUGCAUCCGCCCAAAGACCGACACCGAGACGCUACUGGUUCGCCAUGACAACGGGAACACAGACAACCUGGUGACGCUGGUCAAUAAAUCCCCCAGCUGGAACGAGCAGAGCCAGUCCUACGUGCUCAACUUCCACGGCCGCGUCACCCAGGCCUCCGUCAAGAACUUCCAGAUCGUCCAUCCAGAUAACGAGGACUACAUCGUGAUGCAGUUUGGCCGGGUGGCGGAGGACGUGUUCUCCAUGGACUACAGCUUCCCGCUGUGUGCCCUCCAGGCCUUUGCCAUCACACUCUCCUCCUUCGACGGCAAACUGGCCUGUGAGUAGGAGUAGGAAAGGGGCUUUUUCACCUGGUCUCCACCCGUCUCCACCCGUCUCCACCUGGUCUCCACCUGGUCUCCACCUGGUCUCCAACCGUCUCCACCUGGUCUCCACCCGUCUCCACCUGGUCUCCACCCGUCUCCACCCGUCUCCACCUGGUCUCCGCCUGGUCACCACCUGGUCUCCACCUGGUCUCCACCCGUCUCCACCUGGUCUCCACCCGUCUCCACCCGUCUCCACCUGGUCUCCACCCGUCUCCACCUGGUCUCCACCUGGUCUCCACCUGGUCUCCACCCGUCUCCACCUGGUCUCCACCCGUCUCCACCUGGUCUCCACCCGUCUCCACCUGGUCUCCACCUGGUCUCCACCCGUCUCCACCUGGUCUCCACCCGUCUCCAGCUGGUCUCCACCCGUCUCCACCUGGUCUCCACCCGUCUCCACCUGGUCUCCACCCGUCUCCACCUGGUCUCCACCCGUCUCCAGCUGGUCUCCACCUGGUCUCCACCUGGUCUCCACCCGUCUCCACCUGGUCUCCACCUGGUCUCCAACCGUCUCCACCUGGUCUCCACCUGGUCUCCACCUGGUCUCCAACCGUCUCCACCUGGUCUCCACCUGGUCUUCAGCUGGCGCCUCAUCGUUUGGUGGGACUCAUGGGUCAGGGUCCAGGUCUUAAAGAGGACCAGGACUCAUGGGUCAGGGUCCAGGUCUUAAAGAGGACCAGGACUCAUGGGUUAGGGUCCAGGUCUUAAAGAGGACCAGGACUCAUGGGUUAGGGUCCAGGUCUUAAAGAGGAACAGGACUCAUGGGUCAGGGUCCAGGUCUUAAAGAGGACCAGGACUCAUUGGUUAGGGUCCAGGUCUUAAAGAGGACCAGGACUCAUGGGUCAGGGUCCAGGUCUUAAAGAGGACCAGGACUCAUGGGUCAGGGUCCAGGUCUUAAAGAGGACCAGGACUCAUGGGUUAGGGUCCAGGUCUUAAAGAGGAACAGGACUCAUGGGUCAGGGUCCAGGUCUUAAAGAGGACCAGGACUCAUGGGUCAGGGUCCAGGUCUUAAAGAGGACCAGGACUCAUGGGUCAGGGUCCAGGUCUUAAAGAGGAACAGGACUCAUUGGUCAGGGUCCAGGUCUUAAAGAGGACUAGGACUGGAAUCAGUUAUUAGAAAUGUGUCCUUAUUGUUCAUUAGUUAAUCAUUGUUCGAUUUGUUUUGACCUUGUAUAUAUUUGUUUUGUGCAAUUUAAUUAUGAGUGAGACCUUCUUAUAAUAUGACUUAAAACAUUGAAUAUAUAUAAUGUACCAGUUUAUUUCCAUAAUAAGUCAGGCCCAUUAAAGCGACUGUGACACUUUUAA